CCCUCACCUUGUCCCUACCAGACAUGGUUGAUUACAAAACCCGCAAAGUCAGGAUGGAAUAGUUGUUAGGAGGACUAUAUGCUCAGUCUCCAACUCCUGUCCAACUCUUUUCCAAUCUAUCACAUCCAAACUAUCACCCGCACCCGUAUCUAUUAACCAACCACAAAGACCUCAUAUUCGCUUAGUUUGAGCCAAAGUGCUGAUCCCCGUUCAACCUCUAACCACAAUUUCGUCCCCCACAGUCUAGGUUGUGGACCUACGAACCAGCACAUUCAUUCAAAACAUCGUGUCAUAUCAUCUCACGAAGACUGUUUACUAUCUGGAUCUCCUUGUAUCCUGACCUCUGCCACUUUUUUGAUUUGCGUGCAUUUUCAUCACCAGAUUUCGCUUGCUCAGUUACACCAUGGAAGAGCCGGAAUCCAAGACCGCGGUGCAGCCGGGUCCAUCGACAACUGCCCAAGGGUCAACACGCAAGAAGCCACGCAGAGGCGCCGACUCUGCCAGUCAGAAGAGGCGAUGCGUGAGUACGGCGUGUAUAGCGUGCCGGAAACGCAAGUCCAAGUGCGAUGGUGCCCUUCCCAGUUGCGCUGCGUGCUCCAGCGUAUAUGGAACUGAGUGUGUUUAUGAUCCUAACUCAGACCAUCGCCGGAAGGGUGUUUAUCGCGAAAAGGUCGACAGCAUGAAGGCACGCAAUUCGACCUUACAGAUUCUAAUCGAAGCUAUAUUGAAUGCUGAAGAAGACGACGUGUUGGGCAUUGUUCAGAAAAUCCGUACCUGCAAUAGCCUUGACGCUGUUGCCGAAGAUAUUAUCAAGCUGCAACAGCAGCAGCCACUACAGCAACAACCGCCACAACCGACAAUUCCGUUGGCUAAUGAUGAUUCUGAUGAUUAUGAUCAAUCCAAUGAUAAUUAUACUACCGACCAACCCGAGCAGGGUGAAAGGGAUCUGGCUCGCAAAAUGGGUGAGCUCAGACUCGAGAACGGUAACGUUCGCUUCAUCGGAGGUACCUCUCAUCUUAUCUAUCUGAGUGACCCGACUCACGAAGGAGAAAUGGAGCCAAAUUUUGAAGAUUACACAGCUGGACAGGAUCCUAUUACUUCUUGGACUCGCGUCACCCAAGACACUCAGCUCAUCACUCACCUAAUCAACAUGUAUUUCAACUGGCACUACCCUUACUUUACCACGCUCUCAAAAACACUCUUCUUCCAAGACUUUUUGAGAGGCAAGGCCGGGAUAGGACGAGGUACUGCAUACUGUUCAUCACUCUUGGUCAACGCUAUGCUCGCUUUGGGUUGCCAUUUUACAAGUGUAGCCGGCGCCUAUGGUACCCCUGGCGAUAGCCGGACGAAAGGCGAUCAUUUUUUUGCUGAGGCAAAACGCUUGAUUGUUGAAAACGACGAAUACGAAAAACCCCGAUUAGUUACCGUUCAAGCAUUGGCACUCAUGUCGGUGAGAGAAGCCGGUUGUGCUCGCGAAGCCAAGGGGUGGGUUUAUAGCGGAAUGAGUUUCCGCAUGGCUGAAGAUAUUGGCCUGAACCUAGAUGUUGGCCAGCUCGACAAAGAACGAAUGAGUGAUUAUGAGAUUGAUGCCAGGCGAAUUACAUUCUGGGGCUGCUAUCUGUUCGACAAAUGCUGGUCCAAUUACCUCGGCAGGCUGCCUCAGAUCCCCAAGAGUUCGUUCAACGUUUCCAAAUUCGAUGUAUUCCCCGACGAAGAUGCGGAAUCAUGGUCGCCUUAUACGGACAGUGGAUUUGACCAGUCAUUUAAACAACCAGCACGAACACGAGCUAUUGCUCUGCAGAUGUCAAAGCUUUCCGAGAUCAGUAGUGAUUUGCUCGCCUUCUUCUACCAUCCAAGUCACAUUGGCAGGUCCAGUGGGAAGACGGUAGAACUCAAGAAGUUAAGUGAGCUGCAUCGCCGUCUAGAAGAGUGGCGAAAAGAACUUCCAAGGGAGUUUGAGCCUAAAGAUGGCCAGCUACCCAAUGUGCUUCUCAUGCACAUGUUCUUUCAUCUCCAAUACAUACAUCUCUUCCGACCUUUCCUAAAGUACUCACCUACUUCUUCGCCUCUUCCGCCACAUGUCUCACCCCGCCGUAUUUGUACAGCAAAUGCUGGAGCAAUCUCAAAACUGCUUCGAUUGUACAAGAAGCUUUGGAACUUGCGCCAGAUUUGUAACAUCGCAGUGUAUAUGGUGCACAGCGCAUGCACAAUCCAUUUACUAAAUCUUCCCGAGAAAACUGCUCGUCGGGAUAUCACUCAUGGGGUAAAGCACCUCGAAGAAAUUGCGGAAGAUUGGCUUUGCGCGAGAAGAACCUUGAGUAUCCUGAGCGUUCUCGCCCGGAAGUGGAAUUGCGAACUCCCUGAGGAUGCAGCAUUCGUGCUUCAUCGGGCCGACGAAAAAUACGGAACAUACAGCACAUCUGAUGUCCCAUCACCUCAUUCGCAGGCAGGAGCUUCGCCCCUUUCUGAUGGUGGUCUGGGGAUGAAGGUCAUGGGUGAAUACAGCCCCUUUCCCCCGUAUAAUCGAGCACAAUUGGCUCGACCGAUGCAACAGCUUCAACAGCAACAGCAACAGCCGCAGCACCAGCCUCAAAGAUCUGUAACAGACGCCAUGCUGACAAGCGCCCCGCUGUCGAACACCAUCCUUUCUCAGCAACAGGGGAUUCCUUUGAACAGAUCCAACGCAGGAUUUGGACCCGAGCCUAUGGGUGGAUGGGGUUCUGUCCCUGUCACAUCAUCGAUGCCAUCUUAUCAGCAGGCAUUUGCACCCAUCAACCGCAACAGCAUGGCAAACGCCGGCACAAGUGUCCCGCCCGUCAGCAAUCCUCCAACAUCCAACCGGUCUAUGAGGAUGGAUGGGCAAGAAUGGUUCUUGAACGACAGCGCAAGGUGGCACCAGAGUUUUGAGGCCUGGCAGAUGGCCAACAAUGGACAGGACAAUUCUGUGUUCAUGUUUGGUGACAGCAACAAUCAGGAUACCCCUAACAGCAGCACAGAAGGUAGCGGCAAUAUGCAAGCUGAAACAAAUGACCAGAUAGCAGCGCUUGAUGGGUUAGGAGCUUCAUUAUCCCGUGGUGGAUGGCUUCCGGGCUUAGAUUAAAGGGGCAGAAAAUUCCCGCUACGAUACUGUAAAUAUUACUGCAUUUGUUUUUAAUAGUCACGACUUGGAUGAAGAAUUUUCAGUUACUAGAUGGGGAUCGGAGUUGGUCGUCAAAAGUAUACUAGCCAAAACAAGAAGCAUAAAUUAAUUG
Messenger RNA from Fusarium oxysporum Fo47, 3251 nucleotides. RefSeq names its product transcription factor domain-containing protein. Gene Ontology annotation, molecular function: zinc ion binding; DNA-binding transcription factor activity, RNA polymerase II-specific; DNA binding. Gene Ontology annotation, biological process: DNA-templated transcription; regulation of DNA-templated transcription. The transcript has 2 exons. Bases 404 to 3100 code for a protein of 898 amino acids. The record is from RefSeq and is a predicted model, not a curated record. NCBI's taxonomy places the organism in Eukaryota, Fungi, Ascomycota, Sordariomycetes, Hypocreales, Nectriaceae.